GAGAAUAUUUAUGACAAUAUUCGUAAAGAAGUGGACGCGUUGUCUUCCAUCGCAUGUCUGGUGAACAAUGUGGGUAUGGUAAAUGUGAGCCCCAUGGAGUUUGGCUUUGAGGAAGGAAUGUGUGUGGAUAAAAUUCACGACUACAUUGCCUGUAACUGCUUGUCCAUGGCUGGAAUGACUCACCUAGUGCUUCCU
Messenger RNA from Opisthorchis viverrini, 195 nucleotides. RefSeq lists its product as hypothetical. The transcript has a single exon. Lineage: Eukaryota; Metazoa; Platyhelminthes; Trematoda; Opisthorchiida; Opisthorchiidae. The annotation marks the transcript as partial. The record is from RefSeq and is a predicted model, not a curated record.